Messenger RNA from Ziziphus jujuba (common jujube), 3081 nucleotides. Its product is annotated as probable serine/threonine-protein kinase At1g54610. NCBI's taxonomy places the organism in Eukaryota, Viridiplantae, Streptophyta, Magnoliopsida, Rosales, Rhamnaceae. The record is from RefSeq and is a predicted model, not a curated record. The coding region runs from base 567 to 2678 and encodes 703 amino acids. Gene Ontology annotation, cellular component: nucleus; cyclin-dependent protein kinase holoenzyme complex. Gene Ontology annotation, molecular function: ATP binding; cyclin-dependent protein serine/threonine kinase activity; RNA polymerase II CTD heptapeptide repeat kinase activity. Gene Ontology annotation, biological process: protein phosphorylation; positive regulation of transcription elongation by RNA polymerase II. The transcript has 8 exons.
AUUUUUCCAAUUCCAGUCUUUUUAUUUUAUCAACCUGUCUGUGAUUUCAAGAAUUCUGUAUUUAUUCGUUCUGACUUGUUCAAAAUUUUUUCUUUAUUACAGAAGGUUCUGAGCAAAAGGGUUUUUCCUGGGUCAGUGAUAAUUUUUUGUGUUGAGUCUUUGUUCAGUACGUGCAAUCUCAAUUUGGACCAAUUUGGGUUUCUGCGUGGUGUUUGCUUUCUGGUAAAAUUCAGGUUGAUUUUCGUCUUCUGGGGUUCAAACUGCUUUUUUUCUUUAGAAUUGUUAUAAAGGGUCUGGUGCAGUUGAAGUUUGGAAAUUUUUAUACUUUUUUGUUUUUGGGAGUUAUUUCAAUAUGGUUGGAACUUCUAUGAAUUGGGUAUUGGGAUAAAGCAUGAAAUUCUUUGAGUGGAUUAAUGGUAGCUGAUUGUUUUGCUAUGAACCUUUACGAUGUGGGAAAAAGGUGAAGUUUUUAUGAAGAUUUGGAUUGAUUUUGGGAGGUGAAUUUUUUUGCUUGGGAAGGAGGUUUUUUUGGCCGGUAUUUUAUUUGUGUGUAGUUUAAAAAAAAUAUGGGUUGCAUAUGUUCCAAGACUUCGGCUGUCGAAGACAGCCGGGAAAGCCCAGUUAGAAGAUUGUCUGCAGCUAAACAAUACUCUGAAUUGAAAACUCAGAGGUUGAAUUCUUCAAAAAGAGAGGAGGGUGGUGUUUGGACAAAAGAGAGACUGGAUGGUGGUGAUGUGAAAGUUAUGUUGAUUGAUAGAAAAGCCAAUGGUUCUAUGAGACCCUAUGAUGAUCAGAAUGAAAGGAAGAAGAAAGAGACUGGUGAAGUUGCUGUUGUCAAUCAUCCGGGUUCAGGAAGAGUUCCAAAGGCUAUAGAAGGUGAGCAGAUCGCUGCAGGGUGGCCGGGUUGGCUUUCUGCAGCUGCUGCUGAAGCUAUCAAAGGAUGGUUACCACGGCGUGCUGAUACCUUUGAGAAGUUGGAUAAGAUUGGACAAGGGACCUAUAGUAGUGUUUAUAAGGCUCGUGAUGUUACUAACAAUAAAUUUGUUGCUUUGAAAAAAGUACGGUUUGACAAUCUCGACCCUGAGAGUGUAAAGUUUAUGGCAAGGGAAAUCCUUAUUUUGCGUCGUCUAGAUCACCCUAAUGUAAUAAAGUUGGAAGGUUUGAUCACAUCACGGACAUCUUGCAGCUUGUAUCUAGUUUUUGAGUAUAUGGAGCAUGAUCUUACCGGUCUUGCAUCUCGUCCUGGCAUAAAAUUCGCAGAACCCCAGGUCAAAUGUUACAUGAAGCAACUUCUUAGCGGACUUGAUCAUUGUCAUAGUCACGGUGUUCUGCAUCGUGACAUAAAGGGUUCAAAUCUUCUCAUUGACAACCAUGGCAUCUUGAAAAUUGCUGAUUUUGGCUUGGCUAGUUUCUAUGAUCCUAACCACAAAGUUCCAUUGACAAGCCGUGUGGUUACUCUAUGGUACCGACCGCCAGAGCUUUUACUUGGAGCCUCACACUAUGGGGUUGCAGUGGAUUUAUGGAGUGCUGGUUGCAUCCUAGGAGAAUUAUAUGCUGGCAAGCCUAUCUUGCCUGGAAAAACGGAGGUUGAACAGUUGCAUAAAAUUUUUAAGCUAUGUGGCUCACCAUCCGACGAUUACUGGAGUAAAUUGCACUUACGACAUGCAACUGUUAUGAAGCCUCCACAUCCUUAUAGGCGAUGUGUAGCGGAGGCAUUCAAAGAUCUUCCUGCUGCUGCACUUAGGCUGAUGGAUAUCUUACUUUCUGUGGAUCCUGCAGGUCGUGGAACAGCAGCUUUUGCUCUUGACAAUGAGUUCUUUACAACAAAACCUCUUGCCUGCGAUCCUUCAAGCUUGCCCAAGUACCCUCCUAGCAAAGAGAUUGAUGCCAAGUUGCGAGAGGAAGAAGCUAAGAGGCAAGGAGCACUUGGCAGAAGGAGCCAGAAGGACCUGGAAAGGAGAGGACAAAGGGAAACUCACGUGGUUCCUCCUGCAAUUGCUAAUUCUGGGAAAAGACAAGAUCAGCUCAAUGCAAAGAGCCUAAGUGAAAUUUUCAACCCUCGUCGAGAUGAAGCUCUUUCUGGUUUUCUUAUUGAUCCAGCUAAACAGGCACAAGCUGCUAAAGAUGCAAGGAAAGAUUUUCCGGAGAAUCUUAAUAAGAGGGUUUCGGUUUCAGGACCACUAAAUCAUGGGCGAGGCACGAAACCUGGGAGGGAACAUAUUGAUCCUCUUAUGGUUUCAAGUAGAGCCAACUUGUCUAAAUUAUCAGGUUUAGUAGCAGCUAGGACUUCAUCGUCUGAAGAUCAGCAUGAGAGAUCUGGUCCGUCACGGCCAGAAACAGCAAAUAAUGGAGGGAGAUUCGCAAGAUCAGUUAAUGAAGUGGAGUCCACAAGAAAGCAGGAUAGAAAGCAUUACACACAAAGAAUGCCAUCUUCUCGCCCAUUAGAUGAUGAAAGAACCUGUAGUAAAGAACAGAGUCUGCAUGGUCAUGGUUCUAAUGGCAACAAAAUUUACGUCUCUGGGCCAUUACUUGUUUCGUCAAACAAAGUUGAUCAGAUGCUUAAAGACCAUGAUCGGCGGAUCCAAGAAUAUGCUCGGCGAACUCGACUUGAAAAAGCCAGGCCUGAGAAGCAAGUGGCAGCAAAUCAAAUAUCUGCUUCUAAGCAUGCAGCUGGGUAGCUUUGAGCUUAUGACAUUAAAGUUCCAACCAUUUGUGUAGAGAGAGAUAAAAUUGGGUAUAGAGAGAGAGAGAGAGAGAGAGAGAGAGAGAGAGAGAGAGCGCUCACUAAGCUCUCCUCUUAUAGAAUUUAUAUGAUUUUUCUUCCAUGUAUAGGUUAGUAGUUAUUUAAGAUCUCUUUUAUCGAUUCAGUGUUACUCUGAAUUUUUUUUUUUUUUUUCACCAUUAAUCCUCUAUUAUAAAAAGUAUCAAAAGUUAGUCAAUUUUGAAUUAGCUUUUGUUUAGACUAUCACAACAGGUAUAAUCACAGUCCUUUUGGGAUAGCCAGUGACAAUGAAUUCAUUCUAUUGUGGCAUAUUUAUAGUUUAAAUUAUCAAUUUAUGAAAGCAUUUAAUAUGUUUUACA